UCAUUCCACCCGCUCGGUGCCUGCUGUCUGUCUGUCUGUCUGUCUGGUCCUCCUGUCUGGUCCUCGGUGUCUGUCUGGUCCUCCUGCGUAAAGGUCUCCUCCAUGCCAUUGAAGUGUUCAGAAGCGCACUGAAGAUGGCCAUCCACGUGGAAGGGCUGGUGGCGAUCGUCAUCUUCUACCUGCUGAUCCUCGGAGUGGGAAUAUGGGCCGCCUGGAAGAACAAGAACUCCGGCGUGGAGGAGGGCGCGGACCGCAUCAUGGUCGGGGGGAGAGACAUCGGACUGUUUGUGGGAGCCUUCACUAUGACCGCUACAUGGGUGGGAGGUGGAUACAUAAACGGCACGGCUGAGUAUGUGUAUCUCCCCGGGUACGGGUUGGCCUGGGCGCAGGCUCCGUUUGGAUACGCCAUGAGUCUCGUCCUGGGUGGCCUGUUCUUUGCCAAGCCCAUGCGCUCCCGUGGCUACGUCACCAUGUUGGACCCUUUCCAGCAGCUGUACGGAAAGCGCAUGGGCGGCCUGCUCUUCAUCCCAGCGCUCAUGGGGGAGAUCUUCUGGUCGGCCGCCAUCUUAUCGGCCCUUGGAGCCACGCUGAGCGUCAUUGUGGACAUUGAUAUUAACAUGUCAGUCAUCAUUUCUGCCCUCAUCGCCAUUUUCUACACACUGGUUGGUGGUGUUUACUCAGUGGCCUACACAGACGUGGUUCAGCUCUUCUGCAUCUUUGUGGGACUGUGGAUCAGUGUCCCGUUUGCUCUGUCGAACCCUGCUGUGUCUGACAUCGGCCUGACUGCAGUGAGGGAGCUCUACCAGAAACCCUGGCUAGGCUCAAUCAAAAGCUCAGAUAAAUGGAUGUGGGCAGACAACUUCUGCCUUCUGAUGUUGGGGGGAAUUCCCUGGCAGGUCUAUUUUCAACGGGUUCUUUCUGCCUCUUCAGCUACCUACGCCCAAGUCCUUUCCUUCUUGGCUGCCUUCGGCUGCAUCGUCAUGGCCAUACCCUCUGUCCUGAUCGGAGCUAUCGGGGCUUCCACAGACUGGAAUCAGACGACCUAUGGGUCAGUCCCUCCCAUGGAUAAAGACGAGUCAGAAAUGAUUCUUCCCAUCGUCUUGCAGUACCUGUGCCCACCCUACAUCUCCUUCUUCGGGCUGGGGGCAGUGUCUGCUGCGGUGAUGUCAUCGGCUGACUCAUCGAUCCUUUCAGCCAGUUCCAUGUUCGCCAGGAACAUCUAUAAACUGGCCUUCCGCCAGUCGGCAUCAGACAAUGAGAUAGUCUGGGUCAUGAGGAUCACCAUAUUUGUUUUCGGAGCUCUGGCAACGGCCAUGGCUCUCCUGACGGGCACAGUGUACGGGCUCUGGUACCUAAGCUCGGACCUGGUCUAUGUGAUCAUCUUCCCACAGCUCCUCAGCGUCUUGUUUGUACGAGGCACCAACACCUAUGGCUCAGUGGCAGGCUACAUCUUUGGGAUGAUCCUGCGCAUCGGUGGAGGUGAGCCCUACCUCAAACUGCCCCCUUUUAUCUACUACCCAGGGUGGUACAUCGAGAAAAAGGAGCACCACAGUGCGGGGGAAAUAGAAUAUCUGAUAUUGCAGAGGUUCCCCUUUAAGACGGUCUCCAUGCUGGGCUCCUUCCUCGGCAACAUGGCCUUUUCCUACCUGUUCAAGUACUUGUUUGAGAGUGGCAAACUGUCGGCCAAGUAUGACUUCCUGGACGCGGUAGUAGCCAAGCACAGUGCUGAGAUCAUGGAUAGGACCACGCUGGUGAACAGGAACGUUAUCGGGUUGAACGAGAUGGCGCCGGUGCGGCCGCGUCUCAGCGUCACGUUGGCCAGUGCCUUCAGCAGGAAGGAAACCCUCACUGAAGAGGACGAGAUGGACUCCAGCCCAGAGUCUCCUAGUCAUGAAAAUGAAUAAGGCCCAACACCUUUUAAAUUAGAACCAAUGGCCAUGAUGGAAAGGACAGCACAUGCUGGGAUCUUUGAUAAUGGAGGAAAAAUGAUAAUGUAUUGGAUUUCUACAGCAGGAUAAGCCAGAAUGGUGAAACAGGAAGAAAUGCAGGAAAAAAAUGUGACAUUUUACAUAAUAUAUUUCAUUAUUCCGUUGGGAAGCAGGUUCACUGAAGGUUUAAUACGGUACUGUAUGUAUCAACCUUGAUCCUGUGUUGCCUCUCUGUUCUUGGGGAGAACCCUGGAUACUGUGAGUACACCAUUCGCACUGAGGAAAUAUUUAUUUGUACAGUACAAAACCCAUCGUAGGUCAGGACUUAUUCACGAAUCCUCUGUCCAUUAGUUUACAGGAGAAAACGAUGACCAUCAUUAAAGUCCCAUGUUAUAUAGUAAAGCAUAGUUCAUCUUAACCAUCUUGUAAUUGAAAUAUAUUUAAAAAAAGAAAAAUAGUUAUUACUAUUGCUGUUCCAUUGAUCUUGCAAAUUGUUGCAAUACCAUUGAUGAUACAGUAUACAGUAUAAUAUAUAGAGAGAAUAACUAUGAGAUAAUAACACAGCUAUUAUAUUAAAUUUUUUUGUGUCAUUUUGUGAACAGGACGGGGAACUUAAUGUUACAAUCGCCUUAACUAGCUGCUUUGUCGAAAUAGAAAUUUCCCUGCUCCCGUUGUAGUGCACUAUAUGUAUAUAUACUGUAUAAUCAAUGGAAGUUCCAUUUUCAACUCAGCUUGAUAUUAUGCAAACGGUUCAGCAGCCACUUUGUUCGGCCCCGGGAAGAAAAAAGACUUCUUAAAAGAUUUGUGCUGUAAUAUUUUAUCUGCAAACUCUUACUGUAACUGCGGUGUCUAGUCUGAGGUUGAGUCCGUGUUUCUUUGUUGUCUUUUUGCAAUCAGAUGUGUGUGUGUGUAAUGUGUACAUAUAUCCUGUAUAUAUCAAUAUAUUUUAAAGAUAUACAAAAUUUUAUCUUACUGUGCUGGUAGAGUUACUCAGUUUGGUGAGAGGAGAGAAAAAAAA
This is a messenger RNA of Clarias gariepinus (North African catfish), 2946 nucleotides long. RefSeq names its product solute carrier family 5 member 7a (gene slc5a7a). Gene Ontology annotation, biological process: acetylcholine biosynthetic process; transmembrane transport; synaptic transmission, cholinergic. The transcript has 9 exons. Lineage: Eukaryota; Metazoa; Chordata; Actinopteri; Siluriformes; Clariidae. Gene Ontology annotation, molecular function: choline:sodium symporter activity. Bases 135 to 1904 code for a protein of 589 amino acids. The record is from RefSeq and is a predicted model, not a curated record. Gene Ontology annotation, cellular component: axon; perikaryon; dendrite.